This is a messenger RNA of Pyricularia grisea, 2279 nucleotides long. RefSeq lists its product as uncharacterized. The transcript has 3 exons. The record is from RefSeq and is a predicted model, not a curated record. Bases 178 to 2163 code for a protein of 661 amino acids. NCBI's taxonomy places the organism in Eukaryota, Fungi, Ascomycota, Sordariomycetes, Magnaporthales, Pyriculariaceae.
CUAGGUAGGCAUCUACCAUCAACAAUUUCGCACCACGUACUUUCACUAUUCGACACACCCACCGCCUUGCUACAUCGAUCACCUCGCUACCCCGACAGAAAUCUUUGCCGACAUCUUGGACAGCGUAAAUGCUUUCAGACCGCCAACCCAAACCGGGCACUCACAUCCACUGCAGCCAUGGGAGGUCGAGGCAGUGGCCCUAGACCGCGGGGCGUGCCUCCCAGAAAACCGUCCGGACGUACUCGAUCCUCAGGAACUCCAACAGAACCGCGAAGUCCACUCUAUCAUGACAUCGCCCAGAUCCUUCAUCCCGCGACAACGACAGGGUUACCCAGCCCUGACCCAGAGUCUGAAGAUCCCAUGUUUGACCUGCAGGAUGCGACAGUGUUCCAACAGGAUGGUAAAACUAUGGCGAAUCUCCUCGAAGUGGCCCUCGACGGUCCGUUUAUUGUCAAAGGAAAGAUGAUUGUGGAGCAGGAUACAGAAGCGCAACUCGCUAUCCCCAGGUGCAAUUCGGUUUACGUACAAAUACCCAAAUGUAGCAUGUUUUCGAUGGGCUAUGGGCCAUUAACUUUAUGGGCAUGGUCUAUUGGCGGAUGGAUGGAGAUCAAGCCUUCAAAGGUUUACCGCGAAACUUAUUUCAACAUGUUUGAGGCUAUUACCCUCUACUGGGAAAUUAUGGCUGCGUACCAGGACCUCGAGGAGAGGAACAAGAGGAAGUCCAAAUCUGCCAUUCGUCAAACACUGCUAAAUGCUCGACUAGACGAGAUAUUUUACCAUUACGCCAAGCAUGCAGGCGACGGCGUUUUGUUUUGCGAGGUUGAAAAGCGAUGCGAUAAGCACGCCCUGUUCCUGCUCGACCAAUUCGAUCAACAGUCGGAAUUCGAUUGGGACAGGACAAGCUUUUUCCAUUGGAUGCGAAAAAGACAUCCCGAUAUUGUCGCCAAAUUGGAGAACCAGAAAACUAAGAAUGCGGCGGCAGCGACUAGUUCGCGAACAAGAUCGUCAGUGGACAUUGAAAUGUCUGGAACUAGCACAGCUGAGUCUUCAUUCAUGCCCGGGAAAUCCAAGCUUGCGAAGCCUGAGCCUAGUAGGCCUUUGCCUGCUCGAGUUUUAGCUCCACCUUCUGGACCUACAUCUACUAUCCAGGCGCCUACCCCUAUGCCUGCUUCUACGCAUAUCUCUCCCAUGGCCGCCAAAAACGGCCUCACAAACCUCCCGCAGUCCAACAUACCCACCAUUGUUACUCUCUUGGAAGAAAUCGCCGCGGAAUCAGAGGCAGGUCGCAGAAGUACCUACGGGAAAUUUACAUCCGAGAUGUAUAAGAAAUGCAAGCUUUCCAACUCCGCUUAUGCCAUCCCCAAGGAGAUUCUGAAUCUAUACGCAGCCGAUUUACUGAAGAACUUGGACCCGGAGCAGUGGAAGGGUUCACCUUUAUGGGAAGGGCUGGAAAAGGAGGCCAAACAACCAAUCACAAAGCUGGUCCACAUGCAGUCGAUUGAGGAGAUACCUGAAAGGCUUGUGCGUCGUCAACAUCGGACAUUUGUGUCGGUUGAGGAAGUGGCCACUCCUAGUCGUGUUCCGAAUAGGUCUUAUGCCGGCAAAACACCACGUCUAAGCCUAUCUGUCGCGAAGAAGCGUCCAUUGGAGGAAACGAAUCAUGAGAGCGAGGGUGAAGGUUCUCCUGAGCCAAGUCCGGUAGGACCAAGAUCAAUAGGAGCCAAUGCUGCUCCGUCUAAGCGCCGGGGGAGACCGCCCAAGAUAUCUAGAGCUGAAACGGCCCAAACACCACAGGACCAAUACACUGGAAACACCGACGACGAGUCUAGUGAUGAAUCUGAUAGUGGUAUCGGCGAUACGGCGACAAAGGUCGUCCUCCGUUCGUACCCCCUGCAGACGGACAAACCGACUGGCCCAAUGGGUACAUGGGUUUGCGCAGAAGCUGGAUGCGGGCACGUAGUGCGUUCGGCAAAAGAGGCAGGACAGAGGAAGAAAGUACUGGAGCAUAUGCAGCUGCAUACAAAACACGACAUGGAGUUGGCGGAGCAGGCCCGAGAAGAGGGACAGCGAAAUGGGCUGCCAGUCAGCAAACUUCUGGAAAAGAUUAUGAAUGAUGCUGCGAAGAAUCCUGAACGGAUCAAGCGAGCGCAGCUGGGCUGGUAGCUUCGUGAAGAGACAGUAGAUUACAGAAAGCUGUAGCCGGGUUCUCUGGCAUGUAGGGCGGUAGAAUUUAAUGAUAAGACGCGACAUGAACCUUAAUUAAGCUGCCACUAUCAGUU